AUGGAAAUUGAUUUACAGUCAUGUAGUCGUUUAUUACAAACAAUAACUUCAAAAAUCCACAUCAAAUAUGGAAAACAAUUACAUCUGCUGUUUCUCAAAAGAGGCAUUUUUCCAUCCUUCCUAACGUUUUCAAAUCGUCUCAUACUAAUGUACACUAAAUGUGACUCUUUACACAAUGCACGCAAAGUGUUUGAUGAAAUGCCUCAACGAAAUGCCUUUACAUGGAACUCUAUGAUAGAAGGUUAUGUUAAAUCACGAAAUGAACAACAAGCCUUACAUUUGUUUAACGCAAUGCCUGAGAAGAAUAGUUUCUCCUGGAAUGUUAUUAUAUCCGGGUUUGUUAAGUCGGGUAAGUUGGAUACUGCUAGGAAGUUUUUCGAUGAGAUGCCUAUGAAAAAUGGGGUUGCUUGGAAUUCAAUGAUACAUGGGUAUGCGGAAAAUGGGCGAGCUUUGGAUGCGUUAAGGUUGUUUAAGGAUAUAAAGUCGGGUUUCUAUGGACCGUGUGAUGUGGAUGCAUAUGUUUUGGCUACAGUUUUUGGUGCUUGUACUGAUUUGUUAGCUGUUAAAUUUGGAAAGAUCGUUCAUGGUUUGAUAGUCGUUAAUGGCGUCGAGUUUGAUGCAGUUUUGGGAAGUUCAAUUGUUAACAUGUAUGGGAAAUGUGGUGAUUUGGAUAGUGCAAGCUUGUUGCUGCAUAGUUUGCCAUACCCGGAUGAUUUCUCUCUAUCGUCAUUGAUCUCUGCGUAUUCUAAUAGUGGUAGAAUUACGGACGCUAAAAGAGUUUUUGAUAUCAAGAGUAACCCAUGUGUUGCUUUAUGGAAUUCUUUGAUUUCGGGUUACAUUGUUAAUAAUCAGGCCAUGGAAGCACUUCUUUUGUUUCGUGAAAUGAGGAGACGUGGGACUCAGGAAGAGACUUCUACCAUUGCUAGUAUUAUUAGUGCGUGUGAUUGUGUAGGUGUUCUUGAGUAUGGAAUACAGAUGCAUGCACACGCUUAUAAAUUUGGAGUGACCCAUGAUCUUAUAGUUGCAUCUGCUCUUAUCGACACUUAUGCUAAGUGUGGAAGGCAUAACAGUGCUUGUGAGUUAUUUGGUGAACUAAAUACAUACGACACAGUUUUAUUGAAUUCAAUGAUUACAGUUUAUUGUAAUUGUGGAAGAAUUGAAGAAGCCAAACAAGUUUUUGAGAGUAUACCAUCUAAAAGUUUGAUUUCAUGGAAUUCGAUGAUAUCGGGGUUAAGUCAAAAUGGUUACCCAAUUGAAGCACUUGCGUGCUUUCGCGAAUUGAAUACAAUAGGCUUCUAUUUGGACAAGUUUAGCAUUGCCAGUGUGAUCAGCACAUGUGGUAUCAUUUCUUCAUUUGAACUUGGUGAACAAUUAUUUGCAAGGGUUACUGUUAUUGGUCUUGAAUGCGAUAAGAUCGUUUCUACCUCCCUUGUUGACUUUUAUUGUAAAUGCGGGCUAAUUGGUUAUGGCCGAAAACUCUUUGAUCAAAUGAUGAAUCUUGAUCAAGCUUCAUGGAAUUCGAUGUUGAUGGGGUAUGCCACAAAUGGUUACGGCGUUGAAGCAUUGGAUCUAUUUAAUGAUAUGCAGAAAGUAGGUGUCAUGCCUACAGAUAUUACAUUUACUGCGGUCCUGUCUGCGUGUGAUCAUUGUGGUCUAUUUGAAGAGGGUUUGAAAUGGUUUCAUGAAAUGAAACACAAAUAUUUUAUCGUACCACGGAUUGAACAUUACUCUUGCAUGAUAGAUCUUUUUGCACGGGUUGGUCGCCUUGAAGAAGCCAUAAAUUUGCUUACGAAGAUGCCAUUUGAUGCUGAUGCAAGCAUGUGGUCAUCAAUUUUAAGAGGUUGUUUAGCACAUGGAGACACAAUAUUGGGGAAGAACGUUGCGGAGAAAAUCAAAAUGAUCGAUCCAAAGAACCCAGAUCCAUAUGUUCAGUUAUCAAGCAUUUUUGCCAUCUCUGGGGAAUGGGCGAGAUCGGCACAAGUUAGAAACUUAAUGACAGCGGAUAGAAUUAAGAAAGUUCCUGGUACAAGUUGGGUUGACCGUUGAGAAAACGAUGCUUAUUUUGAUUUCAAACUCAUUGAUACGUGGAACUCUAUUGAGAGAGGUGACGAAUUUGACCCAUUACUUCAUAAAUAGGAUGGGUUAUGAC
Molecule: messenger RNA, 2149 nt
Organism: Erigeron canadensis
Lineage: Eukaryota; Viridiplantae; Streptophyta; Magnoliopsida; Asterales; Asteraceae
Product: putative pentatricopeptide repeat-containing protein At1g77010, mitochondrial
Exons: 2
Coding region: 1-2046 (681 amino acids)
Biological process (GO): RNA modification
Molecular function (GO): protein binding; RNA binding
Source: RefSeq, a predicted model, not a curated record